Molecule: messenger RNA, 3342 nt
Organism: Schistosoma bovis
Lineage: Eukaryota; Metazoa; Platyhelminthes; Trematoda; Strigeidida; Schistosomatidae
Source: the annotation of a GenBank genome assembly
AGUUGUUGAUUGGCUCACGUCAAGGUCGCUUCUAAAUCCAUCGGCCUGCGGCUAAGCUGCUAGUUAAUCUUUAAAGUUCUAUCACUGUCAUGCUGAUGGAGGAUUCAAGUUUUGAAGAUGAGUCUGGUGAUGAACAUGAUGGUUAUGAUCCUGUUCGCAGCCGGAUUGUGGAUAAUCAAAAUGUAUCAUAUAAACCUAGAUAUGUUCCUUCUGAAGCUGAUGAAAAUUCGGGCUCUGACGAUCUAAGUGAUGAUCUGGAAGAUCACUUAUCUUAUUCUCAUAAUCCUCCACAUUCUCCAGUUGAUUCUUCGAGUGAGCAUUCGAUCGUUAAAUCUGAACAAAAUCAUUUUUCGGAGAAUCUGGAUUACGAUAGGGAAUAUCACGUUGAACCUGUUGUGGAUGUCACUACCCCAGGUUAUGCUCCAAGUCAAGCUUUAACUCCCGAAUCCAGUCCUGCCCUGAGUUAUUCCGGAAGUGAACAUGCAUCAGAUGUAAAUGUGACUGGGAAAACUGAUCCAAAUAUUUCUAGUGAAGUGCAUCAGGAAGAUGAAGUCGAACACGAGAGCAACGAUGACUCAGAGUCUGUAAGCGAAAAAGAUCAGGAAGAGUUUCAUCAACAGGAAGUCGAUGAAACUCCUCAAGUGAAUUCUGUAGAGAAAUAUCCCACAACCAAGCAUAAUUCUCCCAUCGAAUCACUCCAGUAUAAUAAUUUCCCUGACAUUUUUGAAGAUCAUGAUGAUGAUCAAGAUCAAGGUAAAUUCAAUGAAGACUUCGAAGGUUUUGAGAGAGAUGAACAACCAGAAUCUCAAGUGGAUGGCAUCAUAGCAGAUAUAUUUGGCGAAAGUGAUGCAGAAGAAGAGUUUGAGGGCUUCGCCGAAAAUGAACUGGACAAAGGUAUUGAAGAGGAGGUUGAAGUUCAAACAUCUAGUGAGUUAGUAACAAAAAAAGGUCCCCUUACGACAGCUGGAGAAAACGAAGGGGAUGAAGAGUCUGAACAUGAUGAUGAGUUCGUUUCCGACUUCGACCGGAUAAUGGAAAAAAAGAAAGAAGAAUCACGACGAAGACGUAGACGUAAUAGGGAUAUUGAAUUCCUUAAUGAUAGUGAUGAUUUGAUUGUUGAAACCAUUUCUCGAAUGAAAAGUGCUGCCGAUGAAGACAGACAGUUACUUACAGCUAGUCGACCAGCAACCAAGAAACUGAACAUGCUCAAAGAAGUAUUAGCUAUUCUUAGGCGAGCUGACCUGAAAUCCGCCUUAAUAGAAAAUGGAAUGCUUUCCGCUAUAACUGAGUGGCUAUCCCCUUUACCUGGCCAUACACUCCCGAAUCUCGUUAUUCGUGACUCUAUGUUGACUAGUCUCAGUGAGUUCCAGUCACUGUCAUCUGAAGUUCUUCAAGAAUCCGGUAUCGGGAAAGCCUUGAUGUAUUUGUACAAACACCCGAGAGAAACUCGAGAAAACAAGGAUAGAGCUGGAAGACUUAUUAGUGAGUAGUUUUCCUAAAAUUUCAUGACUAUCUUAAACUCCAGUUAAUUAUCUGCAGUUGCAUUGAGUUACAGCAACAUUAUGUUCUACUCAUCAUACAAAUGUGAAUGGGUUUUUUUUACAUGUAAUAUCCUUUUGCCCGUGUUUUGGCACUGUCGCUCAAACCACUCAACCACAGCUAAUGAAAUGCCCGUUAAAUAAGAGCUCAACGUUUCUUAACCAGGCUAAAGGUCCACAAAACUAGUGCAACAUAUUCAUGGCCUGAUAAAUAGAAUGAAACCAUUUACUUAUUAGUCCGAUUUCCAACAAUCAGACUGCAUGUUUUUACCUUUUUGGAACAACAGGGUAGUGUCACUAAUCUUUACAAAAACCCCAAUUUCAAACAUCAGUAUAAAAUUGAUUGUUUGGCCGCAUUACAUUUUCCCGGUAAUCUACUGGUUUGCUAAGACUAAAACUACGAAGUUAGCAACGAGAAUAUAUUAUAGGACCAGCACAACUUAAUACUCACAUUAUAAAUUAAAAUUAGGUGGGAAUUGUAUAUCUGUGCCCUGAAUAGCAUCCGAUCUUCAUGUAUAAACAAUUUGGUGUUGACCGUAUGGUGUAAAAAGCCAACUUUAUGCACUUGUCAAAUCACAGAAGGUUACAAUUACUAAGCCCGACUUGAAAUGUUACUGUGACAAAGAAGGGUGAAUCGAUAAUUUAUACUCUUGGAACAGCCUCAAAUCCUAAGCAAAUAAAUUUCUUCAAAAAGAAUCAGUAGCCGACAAAAUGAAUGUGAGAAUAUCUGUUUGGAUAUUAUUACUUUCAUUACUUAUAUGUUUGAUAUUCAACAAAAAUGGUGCAACUGUGAGACACCGGUAUGUUAACAAAUGAAAAUAAAGUUCACAAGAUUGAUGAUGAUUAUUCACUUCUGCCUGCUGUAAAAACCGUAUAUGAAGAAUACUUUUGGUUGGAAAACAGCCUGUACACUAAGUGUAGUCAGUGGCAUGGACAUCAUUGUCAGUUACUACUUAGUAGCGAAACAUCACAAAAGGAGGGUAAAUAUAGCACUGGUUUGUACUUUAUGUCGUGUAGUUUUUGUAGACUAAUCACGAUACUUCCCUUAUUGCUGAUCUUUGUUUCAUAUCUCUAUGUGUAUGAUCUGGUGCUUCAUUGUAGAUGAAUGGCUCCGACCCAUAUUCAACUUGACUAGUGACUAUCGAACUCUUACUAAGGAGGAACGUAAACAGCUAGAUUAUGAACAUUUACCUAAGCGGAGAAACAUCGAUAACGAGGCCUACAACCAUCGGGACAUUAACCGUGAAUUGGAUGGUGAAACCAAAGGACUUUUGAGGCCUGGCGAUCCUGGAUGGGUUAAUAGAGCCCGAGUUCCUCAACCAUCAAAUAAAGAUUAUAUUAUCCGACCAAAAUGGCGUGUUCGAGAGAAUGCUACUGGGGAGGAUAAUGACGAAGAGGGAAAUGAUGAUCAGACAGAACAAUCCCAGUCAAUUUCUCGAAAGCAUCGAAAAACACGAACAUCUGGUUUUGGAGCUACAUCACGAAUUGAAAGUCAUAUUCGAAAUUUAAGUAAUAGUGCUCGUAAAAGUCAUGCCAAAGCUGCUCGUGCAGUUCCAAUGAGUAUUGAAGGUCGUAAUAUGUCAUUGUGAUUAGUAUUUACUGUCAAAUGUUCUUAUUUUAAUUAUCGACUUCCUUUAAUUAUUCUGCAUCUUACUGUACAGUAUAUUUUGCGUUUCCUUUGCUUACUUGUCUCAUGAUAUAAAAAUUUGAGCUAGUUUCCGUUUGUAUAUUAUGUUAUGAAAUAAGCUGAAAAUACCAUGUUCAUUGUUUUUAUUUUCAAAUAUUUUCCCAAUAUGAACAUUGG